Molecule: messenger RNA, 14569 nt
Organism: Pelodiscus sinensis (Chinese soft-shelled turtle)
Lineage: Eukaryota; Metazoa; Chordata; Testudines; Trionychidae
Source: RefSeq, a predicted model, not a curated record
UGGUCAGCCUGAGACUUGCUGUGAAACUACGACAAGAAUUUCAGUAAGUUGGCAACACUUUCACACAAAGAAAACAACAAUAGGAGAAGUCCUUCCGUGCAGAAAGGAAUGCUUCAAGCACUGUUCUCCUACAGUGAAAGGAGACAGGAAGGGAGGGAGGGAGAGAAGGAGGAGAGAGAUUUGAAGAGGGCAGCCCCUUUCCCCAGCAGCUCUGGAUCUUGUGAUGGAGAGAUCUUAUCCUCUCUGUGAUUCAGAGGUGCCAGGAAACUCAUUGAAUAUUCUGAUCUGCCCCAGUGUUUCUUGUGGCUUGACCCCGGUGCUGUGUCGUACCACUACACCAAGCAGCCCUGAACCUGCAUAAAUCACAACCCUGCAAAGCCUACACUCCACAUCUUAUCUUUCUCACCCCCACCCCCUUUCCUUCUCCAGCAUGAUAGAUAUUAGAAACCCUUUACGGAAACGUUUGUGAGAUUAGUGUCCUAAACGAUCAACGCAGACAAAAAUCCGUAUCUCCUAAUCAACGACAAAACAGUCGUGGAGAACUUUUGAAAAAGUAUAAAGUACAGACACUUUAGAAAUUAAAGGCUUGGAGAGGACCAAGAAGAAUUAAGUAAUGUUACAGAACUGCUUGUUCAACUCUGCAAACAACCCCUGCAGUUUAAUAUAAACUUUAUACAGUAAAUGGUAAACUUUAUGCAACUAAUAUAAGGAGUGUGUAGAGGCGGGGCAAUUGCAAUGAAGAGGACAAAUCAUGUUGUCAGAUAAACUAAUCUCUCCCCCCUCUGAUCCCACGAUUUACACAGCAAUCAGUUGUUCUUGAAAUGCUCGAGUAUGUUGUAUUUCAUACAGGAGGAGAACUUGAGAGGGGGAGUUAAGUGAAGUUCAUCACCUAACAAAGUUUUAUCGUGAUAAAUUUCUUUAAAAGAACUUUCUAACUAAAGACCUCACUACACUAAGGCAUGUUCAGUUACACGAUUAACUUUCUCAGCAGUUUAACAGAAUUAUAAAUUCCGUUAGUUUAACAAUUCUGUGAGAGACUCCCCGUACUGCCUUCACACCACCAUCUUCUGAUGAGUCCCCGAAAUACUUAAGCCGAUUCCAUAGGGAGUAAUCUCUGAAAAAUGCAAACACGCCCCGUUUCCCCCCUCGCGAAUAAUCUAGUUUUCUACUAUAGUCUUAUAUCUAAUUCCUGAAAUGGCAGCAAUAGCUGAACCGUGGCUGGGUAUUUUACCGGUGAUUUAUUGUGUAUCUGUGACACAAAGGCCCCCUUGGCAAAGCCAGGCCCGUCACAAUACUGUUGACAAAUGAGCAGAUAUUCAGGCUGCCCUUAGCAAUACUUUCCCCCGCGGCCGCAACGCUCUCUGCAAGUGGUUUUUCUCUCCCGGGAAACCCAGGACAGGCUCGGGUGGAGAAACAAGAUUCAUUCUGGGCUUGUCAAGGCUUCAACCCCGUUUUAGAGGCGAGUGAGUGCGUCUCCCUAGGGACUGAUAGGCACAAAUCAGCGUUUUCAACUUUACCCCAAUGUCUGAAUGUCACGUCUUGGUGUCAAGCCUUUCCAGGGCUCCUUCGCCAAACUCCUUUUCUUUGGCUACAGUGUUUGUCGGUUGGGACUCGGGCGUCAAACGCGGGGUCCUGUUUGCUAUUCGAACUCACCCCGGAUCUGGCCAAAGCGCGUUACAAGGCAGCGCCAGGGCGAUGUGAGAAGUCAUUGGAGUGCAGUGGUGUGAAAGCAUCCCUCCUACCCUGCACAGUGCGCGCGGAAGGAGGGGCAGAGGCAGCCGGCUGUAGGGCCUGGAGCGGUGCCUGAUUCCCUCAUGCUAGUUCCGGGGCCGCUGGGUAUAAAGAGCUUUAUGCAAUGUCUGGAGGGUGGGAGUUUAUAGGAAACGCGAUGUCUCAGCUGGCGAACACGCCUUUCCUCUGCAACUAGCCGGAUAAGAGAAAGACACCAGGCGGCUGGGCUGGUGCGGGGCCGAGCAGACUUCUGAGCCCAGCAGCCAGCUCCCGAGGGAGCUGCAGCAUCCCCGCCCCGAUGGGCUCUCGUCGCGGGAUGGACGGAGCAGCGGCCUCUUGCAAAGUGCUCAUCUUACUCACUGCGUGCAUCAUGCAGGCUAGUGGCCAGGGAUGUGGAAGUGGUCAGUGCACUGACUGGAGGUGUGAUGGCGCAAGGGACUGUUCAGAUGAUACGGAUGAAGCUGGUUGUCCACAACCUACCUGUGAGGGAAAUCAGUUCCAGUGUCAGACUGAUGGAGAGUGUAUUCCACAGUCAUGGGUUUGUGAUGAUGAGGAGGACUGUGAAGAUGGUUCAGAUGAACAUCAACAAUGUCCGGGGAGGACAUGCUCAACUCAGCAGUUCACAUGUUCAAAUGGACAAUGUAUCCCGAAUGGUUACAUAUGUGAUCGAGUUAAAGACUGCACUGAUGGAACAGAUGAGAGAGGCUGCCGUUAUCCAACAUGUGAACAAUUAUCUUGUACAAAUGGAGCAUGUUUUAAUGCAAGCCAGCGUUGUGAUGGUAAAGUAGAUUGCAGAGAUGCCUCUGAUGAAGCUAACUGCACUCAUGGAUGUGUCAGUACCCAGUUUCAAUGUGCUAAUGGAGAAUGUAUACCCCGUGCCUUUAUCUGUGACCAUGAUGACGACUGUGGAGACAGGAGCGAUGAAAAUUCUUGCACUUACACGACUUGCAGAGGCAAUUUCUUCACCUGUCCAAGUGGCCGUUGUAUUCAUCAGAGCUGGGUUUGUGAUGGAGAUGAUGACUGCGAAGAUAAUGAAGAUGAAAGAGGAUGUGAAAGUGGCCACCAUGAGUGUUACCCAGGAGAAUGGGCCUGCCCUGUGUCAGGACGCUGCAUUCCAAUUGGUAAAGUGUGUGAUGGCACUGUGGACUGCCCUGCUGGAGAAGAUGAAACUAACAUAACUGCAGGCAGACACUGCAACAUAUCCCAGUGUGCCGCCUUGAGCUGCCAGUACCACUGCCAUUCUUCACCAUCAGGAGGGAUGUGCUACUGCCCUGUGGGAUAUGUGAUCAGCAGCAAUGACAGUCGCACCUGCAUUGAUUUUGAUGAUUGUAAGAUGUGGGGUGUGUGUGACCAGCUGUGUGAAGAUCGUGUUGGCCAUCACCUAUGUCACUGUGUGGAAGGUUAUUUCUUGGAGCAUCACCGCCACUGUAGAGCCAACACGUCAUCUGGUGCUGCAUCAAUUAUUUUCUCCAAUGGUCGUGAUCUGUUGAUUGGAGAUGUCCAUGGAAGGAGUUUUCGUACUUUGGUGCAAUCCCAGAAUCGUGGAGUUGCAGUUGGAGUGGACUUUCAUUUUUACCUACGUAGAGUCUUUUGGACAGACACAGUGCAAGAUAAGGUUUUUUCUGUUGAUAUUGAUGGCUCCAAUAUCCAUGAAGUUUUAAACGUUUCAGUUGACACACCUGAAAAUCUCGCAGUAGACUGGGUUAACAAUAAACUGUAUGUAGUUGAGACCAGUGUGAACAGAAUAGAUAUGGUAAACUUGGAUGGAACUAACCGUGUAACACUGAUUGCUGAAAAUCUGGGAAAUCCUAGAGGAAUAGCACUCGACCCAACUGUUGGUUAUUUAUUUUUCUCAGACUGGGAUAGUCUUUCUGGAGAUCCUAAAGUGGAAAGGGCCUUCAUGGAUGGCACAAACCGACAAGAUUUGAUAAAAACAAAAUUAGGUUGGCCUGCUGGAAUAACUCUGGAUAUUGUAUCGAAGAGACUUUACUGGGUGGACAGCCGUUUUGAUUACAUUGAGACAGUAACUUAUGAUGGGCUUCAAAGGAGAACAAUAGCUCAUGGAGGGACACUGGUUCCUCAUCCGUAUGGAAUAAGCCUUUUUGAACAUAAUGUUUAUUUUACUGAUUGGACAAAGAUGGCAGUGGUGAAGGCUAAUAAGUUUGCAGAAUCUAACCCUCAAGUUAUUUACCAGUCUUCACUGAGGCCAUAUGGAGUGACAGUUUACCAUGCUCUCAGACAGCCAUACGUGAGAAAUCCUUGUGGAAGUAAUAAUGGAGGUUGCGAACAGAUCUGUGUUCUCAGUCACAAAACGGAUAAUGAUGGACUGGGCUACCGCUGCAAAUGCACUCUGGGCUUUGACCUCCAUGUGGAAGGGCGACAUUGCAUUGCGGUGCAACAGUUUUUGCUCUUUUCAUCGCAGUUGGCAGUGCGUGGGAUCCCAUUCAAUCUCUCCACUCAGGAAGAUGUGAUUAUCCCAGUAACUGGGAGCCCUUCAUACUUUGUUGGGAUUGACUUCUGUGCCCAGGAUGACACCAUUUUUUUUUCAGAUACCACUAAAGAUAUAAUUUACAAACAAAAAACUGAUGGCUCAGGCAGAGAAAUUCUUACAGCCAAUAGGGUGGAAGGCGUUGAAGAUUUGGCCUUUGAUUGGAUCUCCAAGAACCUGUAUUGGACAGAUCCUCGGUACAGGAGCGUUAGUGUUAUGAAGUUGUCUGAUAAAUCUAGAAGAACUAUUGUCCAGAAUUUAAAUAAUCCUCGAUCAAUAGUAGUUCAUCCUGUUAUUGGUUAUAUAUUCUGGACAGAUUGGUUCCGCCCUGCUAAAAUAAUGAGAGCCUGGUGUGAUGGAUCCCAUGCUUUGCCAAUUGUGAACACAACACUUGGCUGGCCCAAUGGCCUGGCCAUUGACUGGGGUGCUUUAAGGCUUUAUUGGGUUGAUGCCUUUUUCGAUAAAAUUGAGCACAGUACCUUUGAUGGGUUAGACAGAAGGACUCUUGAGCGCAUUAGCCAGAUGACACAUCCCUUUGGCCUGACUCUCUUUGGAGGUUAUGCAUAUUUUACUGACUGGAGACUUGGAGGAAUAGUUCGAGUGAGGAAGUCAGAUGGAGGAGAAAUGACUGUUAUUAGGAGGGGCAUUAGCAAUAUUAUGCAUGUAAAAUCGUAUGAUGCUCAUUCUCAAAUAGGUUCUAACUAUUGUAAUAGAGGAACAAAUCCCAAUGGAGACUGCAGCCACUUCUGCUUCCCAGUACCUAAUUUUCAGAGAGUUUGUGGCUGCCCAUAUGGUAUGAAGCUGGGUCCCAAUCAGCUGACAUGUAUUGAAGACCCAUCAAAUGAGCCACCCACUUUGCAAUGUGGCUCCUAUUCAUUUUCUUGUGGUAAUGGAAGAUGUGUGCCUAACUACUACCAAUGUGAUGGGGUUGAUGAUUGUCAUGAUAACAGUGAUGAACAACACUGUGGAUCACUAAAUAAUUCUUGUGCUUCAUCAGCCUUUACCUGUGGCAAUGGGCAGUGCAUUCCAAGUCGCUGGCGUUGUGACAAGCAUAGUGACUGUCUUGAUGGCAGUGAUGAACAGCAUUGUCCUACACAAGGUCCUACCUCAUGCCCAGUAACCUUGUUCACCUGUGACAAUAACAGGUGUAUUCCCAGGAUCUGGCUAUGUGACACAGAUAAUGAUUGCGGUGAUGGGUCAGAUGAAAAAAAUUGCAAUUUUACAGGGACAUGUGAACCUGGUCAGUUUCAAUGUCCUGACCAUCGCUGCAUUGACCCAUUUUAUGUUUGUGAUGGGGACAAGGAUUGUGUAGAUGGAACAGAUGAGCAUGACUGCAUAUACAACUGUAGUGCCUCAGAGUUCAAAUGUGCAAGUGGAGAUCAAUGCAUCAGUACUUAUUACCAGUGUGACGGUGUUUUUGACUGCAAUGAUCACUCAGAUGAGACUGGUUGUCCUACACGGCCACCAGGGAUGUGCCACCAGAAUGAGUUCCAGUGUCAGUCUGAUGGCAAUUGCAUUCGUGCUAACUGGGAAUGUGAUGGCCAUCCUGACUGUGCAGAUGGCUCAGAUGAACAUCAAAGAUGUCCUGCCAGGACCUGUCCUCCAUCUCUUUUCCGCUGCGAUAAUGGAAACUGCAUCUAUCGAGCGUGGAUCUGUGAUGGUGACAAUGACUGCAGGGAUAUGAGCGAUGAACGAGAUUGUCCCACCCAGCCUUUCCGGUGCCCCAGCUGGCAGUGGCAGUGUCCAGGUCACAGCAUUUGUGUGAAUCUGAGCAAAGUGUGUGAUAACAUCGCAGACUGUCCUAAUGGGGCUGAUGAAUCCCCACUCUGCAAUGAACCCCAGCCAGAUCAGGAGAGCUGCUCUGACAGUAACGCUGGCUGUACUCAUGAAUGCAUUCAAGGGCCCUUUGGAGCUCAAUGUACGUGUCCAGUUGGAUACUAUCUUGCCAAUGACUCCAAGACCUGUGAAGAUAUAAAUGAAUGUGACCCUCCAGGCUUUUGCAGUCAGCAUUGUUACAAUGAAAGAGGGUCUGCAAGGUGUUACUGUGAUAUAGAAUACAAUUUAGAAGCCAAUGGAAGGACUUGUAAAGCUGCAGAGUCUGGGAAUCUCCUCCUACUAGUGGCAAGCCGUAAUCAAAUUGUUGUAGACAAUAUCACCUCUCAAGGACACAGAGUUUAUUCUCUGGUUCGAGAUGGGAGGAAUAUAGUAGCUAUUGAUUUUGAUUCAGUCACUAAUCGCAUCUAUUGGUCUGACACCACACAAGAUAAGAUUUGGAGUGCUUAUCAAAAUGGCACAGACCGAAAAAUAGUGUUUGAUAGUGGUGUCACUGUGACUGAAAGUAUAGCGGUAGACUGGGUAGGUCGCAAUCUUUAUUGGACAGACUUUGUCCUGGAAACAAUUGAAGUGUCUAGACUGGAUGGAAGCCACAGAACUGUGCUGAUAAGUGAAAAUAUAACAAACCCAAGGGGACUAGUGUUAGAUCCCAGAAAUGAUAUUCAUUUAAUGUUCUGGACAGACUGGGGCCAAAAUCCUCGAAUUGAAAAAGCUAGCAUGGAUGGCACAAUGCGAACAGUUAUCGUUAGUGAUAAAAUCUACUGGCCCAAUGGACUUUCCAUUGAUUACCCAACUAAACUACUUUACUUUGCUGAUGCCUAUCUUGAUUAUAUUGAUUUUUGUGAUUACAACGGAAACAACAGGCGACAGGUGGUAGCAAGUGACUUGGUGUUACGGCAUCCACAUGCUCUGACUCUCUUUGAAGAUUAUGUGUACUGGAGUGAUCGAUACACUAAUCGAGUAAUUCGAGCAAAUAAGUGGCAUGGAGGGAACCAAACACUUGUGAUUUAUAACAUUCACCAGCCUUUGGGGAUUGUCGCAGUCCAUCCUGUUAAACAACCUGGGGGUAACAAUUUUUGUGCAUCAUCUCCCUGUAGCCACCUGUGCUUGCUCUCCUCAUCAGGGCCACAAUUUUAUUCUUGUGCCUGCCCUUCAGGAUGGACACUUUCUCCUGAUAAUAUGAACUGCAUGAAAGAUGAACAUCCCUUCCUUAUUGCUGUAAGAGAUAAUAUCAUUUAUGGGAUUUCUCUUAACCCUGCGGAGAAGAGCAAUGAUGCCAUGGUUCCAAUAGCAGGAGUCCAGAAUGGUGUUGAUGUUGAUUUUGACAGCUCAGAACAGAUGAUCUAUUGGGUUGAAAAUCCUGGUGAAAUUCAUAGGGUGAAGUCUGAUGGAACUAACAGGACAGUAUUUGCUCCAGCAGCUGUUAUUGGUGCUCCUAUUGGUCUGGCUUUAGACUGGAUAUCUGCAAACCUGUAUUAUAGUAACACUGGCACACAGUCAAUUGAGGUUCUGAAGCUACAUGGUGAAGUAAUGUACAGAAAAACCCUGAUUACCAAUGAUGGUACUCCAACAGGAGCUGGAGUACCAAUAGGUUUGGUUGUUGAUCCAGCACGAGGGAAACUGUAUUGGACAGACCAAGGAACUGACAGCGGUGUCCCAGCAAAAAUAUCCAGUGCAAACAUGGAUGGCUCAGAUAUAAAAAUCCUCUUCACUGGUAACCUUGACCAUGUCGAAUUUAUUACCAUUGACAUUAAGGAACAGAAGUUGUACUGGGCUGUCACAAGCACAGGAGUGAUUGAAAAAGGCAAUGUGGAUGGUACAAACCGCGUGACCCUGGUUCUUCAUCUCUCUCACCCCUGGGGAAUUGCUGUCUAUGAUUCCUUUCUGUACUAUACUGAUCGAGAUUAUGAGGUCAUUGAACGGGUUGACAAGUCCACUGGAGCGAACAAAGUGGUUAUGAGAGACAAUGUUCCAAGACUGAAGUGCCUACGAGUGUAUUAUAGAGACAAUUCUGCUGGUGCCUCAAAUGGCUGCAGUAAUAACAUUGGAGUUUGUCAGCAGCUUUGCCUACCUAUGCCUGCUGGACUGUUUUCUUGUGCCUGUGCUACUGGCUUCCAGCUAAAUCCUGAUAAUAGGACCUGUUCUCCAUAUAGUUCUUUUGUAAUUGUUUCCAUGCUGUCUGCAAUUAAAGGAUUUAGCUUAGAGACAUCUGAUCACUCUGAAGCAAUGGUGCCUUUGGCAGGAAGAGGACGAAAUGCACUUCAUGUGGAUGUUCAUAUGCCUUCUGGUUUCAUUUACUGGUGUGACUUCAGCAGCACUGUUUCUUCUCAGAAUGCAAUACGUAAAAUUAAGCCAGAUGGAUCGUAUUUUAGAAAUGUGAUUACAAAUGGAAUAGGACGAAAUGGAAUCCGUGGCAUUGCAAUUGAUUGGGUAGCAGGAAACCUUUAUUUUACAAAUGCUUUCCUGACAGAGACUUUUGUAGAAGUUUUGCGUUUAAACACUACUUAUCGACGUGUUCUGCUGAAAACCUCAGUGGAUAUGCCAAGGCAUAUAGUAGUAGACCCAAAAAACAGAUACCUCUUCUGGGCAGAUUAUGGACAGAAUCCAAAAAUUGAACGUGCGUUUCUUGACUGUACCAACAGAACAGUGCUUGUGUCUGAAGGCAUUGUCACACCACGUGGCUUGGCAGUAGAUCACAGCAAUGGCUACAUUUACUGGGUUGAUGAUUCUUUAGAUAUGAUUGCAAGAAUUCAGCCUGAUGGAGGUGAAGCAGAAAUUGUUCGCUAUGGUAGUCGCUACCCAACACCAUUUGGCAUCACCAUCUUUGAAAAUUCUAUGAUCUGGGUGGACAGGAACCUGAAAAAAGUCUUUCAAGCCAGCAAGGAGCCAGGCAACACUGAGCAGCCAACAGUUAUACGAGACAAUAUUAAUUGGCUGAGAGAUGUUACCAUUUACGAUAGCCGUUUUCAGCCACGGUCUCCCCUCAGUAUCAACAACAAUCCUUGUUUGGAAAACAAUGGAGGUUGUUCCCAUUUGUGUUUUGCCUUGCCUGAUGUGCAGGCGCCCAAAUGUGGGUGUGCCUUUGGCACACUAGGAAGUGAUGGCAAGAGAUGUUCCAUUUCAACAGAUAAUUACCUGAUUUUUGCCCUUGAGAAUGCGCUUAGAAGUAUACAGCUCGAUCCUGAGAAUCACAGUCCCCCAUUUCGCACCGUGAAUGUGCUAAGAACUGCAGUGGCUCUAGAUUUUGACAGCAUGAACAACAGAAUAUAUUUUACACAAAGUUCUCCAGCUGGGACAGGAAAAAUCAGUUACAUUAAUAUUUACUCAGGAACUGGUACUCCAACUAUAGUUGCAUCAGGUUUGGGAACUCCAGAUGGCAUAGCCUUUGACUGGAUCAGUAACAGAAUUUAUUACAGUGACUAUUUGAACCAGACUAUCAGCUCAAUGGCUGUGGAUGGAUCUAACCACACAGUGGUUGCUCGUGUUCCACGUCCUCGAGCUAUUGUGCUAGAUCCUUGCAGAGGAUACAUGUACUGGACUGACUGGAGUGCCAAUGCUAAGAUAGAACGAGCUACACUCGGAGGAAACUUCAGAAUACCUAUUGUAAGCACCAAUUUGGUGUGGCCAAAUGGACUUACCCUGGACUAUGAUGAACAGCAGCUUUACUGGGCUGACGCAAAUCUACAGAAGAUUGAACGAUGCUCCCUUUCUGGUUCCAAUCGUGAAGUAAUUAUUAACACUGCGCUGUAUCCAUUUGCCAUGACCUUGUUUGAUCAGCACAUUUACUGGACAGAUUGGAAUACCAGAAGUAUUUACCGAGCUAACAAAUAUGAUGGCUCAGAUCAGAUUGUAAUGAUUAUGAAUCUACCACAAAGACCAAUGGAUAUUCAUGUUUGGUCAAAAAGUAAGCAGCAGCAGUGCAUCAAUCCUUGCAACCAAUUUAAUGGUGGUUGCAGUCACAUCUGUGCACCAGGUCCUACUGGUGCAGAGUGUCAGUGUCCUUCUGAAGGUCGCUGGUAUUUAGCCAACAAUAACAAGCACUGUAUUGUGGACAAUGGUACCAGGUGUGAUGGAGGGCUCUUCACUUGCCUCAAUGGGCGAUGCAUCUCAGAGCGGUGGAAAUGUGACAAUGAUAAUGACUGUGGGGAUGGAAGUGAUGAGCUGGAAAGUGUGUGUGCUUUUCAUACCUGUCAGCCAACAGCUUUUACCUGUGGCAAUGGGAGGUGCGUACCUUAUCACUACCGCUGUGACCACUACAAUGACUGUGGAGAUAACAGCGAUGAGGUGGGCUGCUUGUUCCGAACUUGUGACUCCCACACAGAAUUUACUUGCAACAAUAGAAGGUGUAUAUCUCUUGAAUACGUCUGCAAUGGAGUAAACAACUGUUACGAUAAUGGCACUUCUGAUGAGAGAAAUUGCCCUGAACGCACUUGCCAAUCUGGCUUUACAAAAUGUCAAAGCACAAAUAUUUGCAUUCCUCGAACAUAUCUAUGUGACGGCGAUAAUGACUGUGGAGACAUGAGUGAUGAGAGUCCCACUCACUGUGUCUCACUGACUUGCACAAAUAACUGUGCUGAUGGCUCUGAUGAACCUGCCUCUUGUGUGUCCCAUGUGCGUACUUGUUCAAGUGACCAGUUCAGGUGUGAUGAUGGCCGAUGCAUCCCAGCAAGCUGGAUCUGUGAUGGUGAUAAUGACUGCGGGGAUAUGAGUGAUGAAGAUCAAAGACAUAACUGUGCAAACCGCAGCUGCACAGCCACUGAGUUUACAUGUGUGAACAACAGACCCCCCCUUAGGAGGUGUAUCCCUCUGGUGUGGGUCUGCGAUGGUGAUGCUGACUGUGGAGAUGCUUACGAUGAACAUCAAAACUGCACCCGGCGGUCCUGCUCUGAAAAUGAAUUCACGUGUAACAAUGGACUGUGCAUCCGAAACUCUUAUAGGUGUGAUAGGAGAAAUGACUGUGGUGACAGCAGCGAUGAGAGGGGGUGCAUCUAUCAGCCCUGCCAACAGCACCAGUUCACGUGUCAGAAUGGGCGCUGCAUUUCAAAGGCAUAUAUCUGUGAUGGAGAUAAUGACUGCGGGGAUGAAUCAGAUGAGCUGGAGCACCUCUGUAGUACACCAGAAGCAACGUGCUCUCCCCAUCAUUUUAAAUGCGACAAUGGGAACUGCAUUGAAAUGGUUAAAAUCUGCAAUCGGCUGGAUGACUGUGUUGAUAACAGUGAUGAAAAAGGAUGUGGCAUUAAUGAAUGUAAUGACCCUUCAAUCAGUGGAUGUGAUCAUAAUUGCACAGACACUCUGACUAGUUUCUACUGUUUUUGUCGUACUGGACACAGACUCAUGUCUGAUAAACAGACAUGUGAUGAUAUUGAUGAAUGCAAUGAAACGCCAUCAGUAUGUAGUCAGAUUUGUGAGAACACUGCUGGCUCCUACAUCUGUAAGUGCGCCCCAGGCUACAUCCGUGAGCCUGAUGGAAAAAGUUGCCGGCAAAAUAGUAAUAUCUCCCCCUACCUUAUUUUUAGCAACCGUUACUAUCUGAGAAAUCUCACAGCAGAUGGCCAAUCUUACUCUCUCAUUUUGCAAGGACUAAGAAAUGUGGUGGCUCUGGACUUUGACAGGGUGGAAAAGAGGUUGUAUUGGAUUGAUGUGGGGAGGAAGGUCAUUGAAAGAAUGUUCCUAAAUGGGACAAACAAGGAGACUAUAAUAAGUGACGAUGUGCCAAAUGGGGAAGGUAUUGCUGUGGACUGGGUUGGCAGAAAAUUGUACUGGGUGGAUGCAUACAAAGACUGUCUCUAUGUCGCCGAGCUUGAUGGCAGAUUCCGGAAAAAAUUGGUGGAUCGGUGCGUGGACUCCAACAACACUUUCUGCUUUCAGUAUCCCAGAGCUAUUGUCGUCCAUCCAAAAUAUGGACAGGUUUACUGGACUGACUGGGCAGACCGAGCCUAUAUUGGAAGAGUGGGCAUGGAUGGCAAGAACAAGACAGUGAUUGUCUCUACCAAAUUAGAGUGGCCCAAUGGACUCACCAUAGAUUACACCAACGACAAGCUCUACUGGGCAGAUGCUCAUCUAAACUACAUUGAGUACUCUGAUCUAGAGGGACGACAUCGUCACACGGUAUAUGAUGGGACUUUACCGCAUCCAUUUGCAAUUACAAUUUUUGAAGACACCAUUUAUUGGACUGAUUGGAACACAAGGACUGUUGAGAAGGGAAAUAAAUAUGAUGGAUCAGGAAGGACUGUUCUGGUGAACACCACACACCGGCCAUUUGAUAUCCACGUGUACCAUCCAUACAGACAGCCAAUUGUGAAUAAUCCUUGUGGUACCAACAAUGGUGGCUGUUCCCAUCUGUGUUUAAUAAAAGUUGGCGGCCAGGGUUAUUCUUGUGAAUGUCCAGAUAACUUCAUGAUAAUACAACUUGGCAACACUGCACACUGCCUUCCAAUGUGCUCAAGCACCCAAUUCCUCUGUGCAGACAGUGAAAGGUGCAUACCUAUUUGGUGGAAAUGUGAUGGACAAAGAGAUUGCAGGGAUGGCUCUGAUGAACCACCGACUUGCCCACACCGAUAUUGUCGUGUUGGACAGUUCCAGUGCAGUGAUGGGAACUGCACUAGUUCCCAUUUUUUGUGUAAUGCUCUGCCAGAUUGUCCAGACAGAUCAGAUGAAGAUCAAGUACUUUGUGCUAAUCACCAGUGUGAGACACAUCAGUGGCAGUGUGCCAACAAACGGUGUAUCCCAGAAGCCUGGCAGUGCGAUAAAGAAGAUGACUGUGGGGAUAACUCAGAUGAAGAUAGUUCUCAUUGUGCCAGUAGGACCUGCUCUCCAGGCCAGUUUAAAUGUGACAAUGGCCGCUGCAUCCCUCAGUCCUGGAAAUGUGAUGUGGAUGAUGACUGUGGUGAUCAUUCUGAUGAGCCAUUCCACGAAUGCAUGGGUCCUGCCUAUCGGUGCGAUAACCACACAGAGUUCAGCUGUAGAACCAAUUACCGCUGUAUUCCACUGUGGGCAGUAUGCAAUGGGUAUGAUGACUGCAGAGACAACAGUGAUGAACAAGGCUGUGAGGAGAUGACUUGCAAUCCUUUGGGAGAUUUCCGCUGUGAUAAUCAUCGGUGCAUCCCGCUGCGCUGGAAAUGCGAUGGAGAUAAUGACUGUGGAGAUGGGUCUGAUGAGAACAACUGCAGCCCUCGUGAAUGUACGGAAAGUGAAUACCGUUGUGAUAAUUUACACUGCAUUCCUUCUCGAUGGAUUUGUGACCAUGAUGAUGAUUGUGAAGACAAUUCAGAUGAACGUGACUGUGAGAUGAGGACAUGCCAUCCUGGGUAUUUCCAAUGUAGCAGUGGGCAUUGUGUUGCAGAACGUUUCAGAUGUGAUGGAAGUGCAGACUGUCUUGAUUUCUCUGAUGAAGCGACCUGUCCAACACGCUAUCCGAAUGGUACAUACUGUCCACCUCUGUUGUUUGAGUGUAAAAACCAUAUCUGUAUCCAGCCAUACUGGAAAUGUGAUGGUGACAAUGACUGUGGAGAUAACUCUGAUGAAGAACUUCACCUUUGCUUGGAUAUUCCCUGUGAACCACCAUUCCGUUUCCGGUGUGAAAAUAAUCGCUGUAUCUACAAUCAUGAGCUGUGCAACCAGGAGGAUGAUUGUGGAGAUGGAAGCGAUGAGAAAGAGGAGCACUGUAAAGAACCUACCCCCAGACCUUGUACUGCUGAAGAAUUCAAAUGUGGAAAUGGGAACUGCAUUCCUCUACACUACGUAUGUGACAAUUAUGAUGACUGUGGAGACCAUUUUGAUGAAACAGGCUGCAACUCAGGAACAGGACGAACUUGUGCUGAAAAUAUCUGUGAACAUAACUGUACCAACUUAAGUGAAGGAGGCUUUAUCUGUUCCUGUAGGCCAGGGUACAAUGCCAGUGAGCUGAACCGGAACUCUUGUGAUGAUAUCAAUGAGUGCGAGAUCUUUGGAACCUGUCCCCAGGACUGUAAGAAUUCCAAGGGAAGUUAUGAAUGCUUCUGUGCUGAUGGCUUUAGGUCUGUGGGGGAUCAACAGGGAAAACAGUGUGCUGCUAAUGGUAACCCCCCAUUGUUACUCCUGCCAGACAAUGUGCGUAUUCGGAGAUACAAUAUCUCAUCACAGCAGUACUCUGACUACAUUGAUAACCAGGAGCACAUCCAAGCUAUAGACUAUGACUGGGAUCCUGAGGGGAUAGGCCUGAGCAUUGUAUACUACAGCACUUUGGGACAUGGCUCUGAGUUCGGAUCUAUCAAACGUGCUUAUCUCCCCACAUUUGACAGCAGUGGAAACAAUCCUGUGAAGGAAGUUGACUUGAAUCUGAGAUACAUAGUUAAUCCGGAUGGUCUAACUGUGGACUGGGUUGGGAGGUGAGUACACAAAAAAGUUAGGAAAUGUACACAACUGAAUGUGGUAAUAGUCUGAGCUAUGAAUCACUGGUGAGACACACGAUAUCCUGUCCUUUAUCUUAGAUCAGAGGUUAGAAGUACAGUAUUAGUCUUAUGUCCUGCACAACUGUCC